GCAUAUAAAGCUUUGAUUUCGUUCAUAAAUUCUUAUCUUGUGCGAGUUACACUAGCCGUGAAGCUCAAGGGGGACAUCACCGUGCUAAAUAUCCGUGUGCCUAUAUAUUUAGAAAUGGAAUACAUGUGUUUGUUGGUGUGAUGAUUUGAAUUGUUUAAAGUUAAACAAUGUUCCAGGAAACUUCGUGUGUGCUACUUAAAGAGAAGGUUCUGCGUAUCAGCAUUUCAAACAAAUGUUGUUAAGAAACCGAAUUUUCACAUCAAGUACAACUUCGGAUAAAGAUACUAUAUUAUAUGUUUUAAUGACUUAAAUAUCAAACAGAAAUAAUCUGCAAUUUUACGACACCUGAUAGACGGCGUACAAAAGGACAACUGUGAAAAUUAAUGGGAGUGUUUUCUCACUUAACACUGCUACAUAGAAAAGUUGGAUUUGUGAGCAUAUGAUGAAAAGAGAUUACCUGGUCAUGAAAACUACACAGAAUAUAUUUGAUGCUGUUCUGCAACGAGUACAGUUUGGCAACUUCUCGCAAAAUUACAGUUUAAUAUGGCCGCCUCAGGAACCGGGGGAUGUCCCUACCAUCUACAAAACGGGGAGGACAUUCUACGCUUAUUUCACACCAGUGAUCCUCGUCAUCGGAUUAAUAGGGAAUUCUUUAUCGUUCAAGGUGUUCAUAUCUAAAGGCAUGCGACACCUUUCAGCUAGUGUGUAUCUCGCAGCCUUGUCUGCUACGGAUCUCGUCACCCUUAUUUGCUAUGUCACAGUUGAAUGGCUUCGAAGAGGAAUAGUGUACUUAGAGCCAGACUGGAAAGUUAGCUUUAUUGACAUCGACUACAUCUGUCAGUUUCAAAUGUACAUGUCUUACAUUUCACGCAUGUCGUCAGUUUGGUUAGUAGUUGCCUUUACUGUGGAGAGAUACAUAGGUGUAUGUCAUCCAUUACGGCGUAUUGAUAUUUGUUCUGUAAGCAGUGCACGUAAAAUAGUACUUUCUAUAUUUAUUUCGUCGCUGACACUUGUCCUUUAUAAACCAUUCCUGAGUGGAGUUUUUAUCAGUGACAGUGGUGAUAGGUACUGUACUACAUAUCAGAAGCACAGGUUUGUGUCGUUCGUCCUGGACAGUGUGUACGGUCUGUUGAUCACGUUUGUACCACUCACAAUCAUCUCAGUGAUGAACGCUCUGAUCAUCAGUAAACUUUUUGCCAGAAAAAGAAAACAGAAGAAAACCCGGGUAAUGUCUGAGGAUGCCCUGGUGCGCUUAGAGUUCACAUCCAUUCUCCUGGUCAUCUCGUUUUGUUUUGUAGCAUUCAACAUACCAUUCCUUGUCUUGUGGAUCCGCAAUUUUUUUCGGUCCAAAUACGUAUCGAGUCAAAUCAACGAAUCGGAAUACGACGUGGAGUAUUGGCAGGGGGUACUCUACAUCACUCGGACUAUUUUCUACGCGAAUUAUUGCAUCAAUUUUUUUCUGUACAGUAUUACUGGGGCUUAUUUCAGACGGGGACUGAAAGCCACGUUUUGUAAAAAAUCUGGUAAUCUGCUCAGGACUCACAGUGUACUCACCAGGUACAAUUCACAUUCACAUACAAAUCAUUCCUGGGUCUGACUUUUCUUCAAUCUGCCUCUCGUCUUCAAUGAUUUAGAAUUCUAUUUUUUUCUCCCUUCUUAAUGAAUGAUUUAAAUUUUAUUUCAAUUUUCAAGUAUGUGCACAUUGAUUUAUAGAUAUGGAAUUCCAUCACAAAUCGACAUUUUCAUUAAUUUUCCUAUUAUUUACAAUCAUAAAUGAUACGCAUAGAACUGCAUUCGUAAUUGUUACUUGAUCACGUGAUGAUCGACGCUCGGGAGGGAAUAAUCAGGGAUAGGGAGGAAUGUGAAUAUAACUUGAUCACGUGAUGUAUACGAAACUGACAAAAAUGUUUUUCUUUAUUCUAUCAUGUGAUCUCUAGAAACACUAUCAGAAAAUGUUCCCAGUGUUUAGCUGUUGUCAUGUGUUGAAUUUCGUAAGUCAUGUAAAAUAAAAUCAACCAAAUAAUUGU
Molecule: messenger RNA, 2027 nt
Organism: Ostrea edulis (European flat oyster)
Lineage: Eukaryota; Metazoa; Mollusca; Bivalvia; Ostreida; Ostreidae
Product: probable G-protein coupled receptor 139
Exons: 2
Coding region: 440-1597 (385 amino acids)
Biological process (GO): G protein-coupled receptor signaling pathway
Cellular component (GO): plasma membrane
Molecular function (GO): G protein-coupled receptor activity
Source: RefSeq, a predicted model, not a curated record